CGCACGAGAGCGGGUCCCCUCUCUGGGGCGCGGCAGAGCGAGGCUGUUCCGGGGGCUUAGGGAGCGGCCAGGAGGCGCACGGGGCCGGUCUGCAGCCGCGCCUCGGGGCUCUGCUGCCCGUUGCUCUUCAGGCGCCAGUGAGGGGCUGCCAUGUCCCUGGAGUCGGACGAGAGCGAGGCCGAGGACCUGCUGCCAAAGUUCACUUUCCUAAAGCAACAGCCUCCUGCCGUCGAAAGCAGCCGCCGCCGCCGCAGCCAGAGCCAGCCUCCUUCCAAGGAGAGGGUUGUGGUGCUCUGCAGCUCUGACUCUGAGGAAUCCUCUGCUCCUUCGCCAGGGUGGAGAAAACUCCAGGAUUCGGACAGAGCUAGCUCUUGUAAGGGUGUGACGGCCAGGCUAGGCAGUGAAAGCGAGGAGGAAGAGGAGAUCAUACCCCUGUCUGAAAGACUGAGGGGGAAAUUGGGGAACAGCAAGUCCUCCAAAACUAGCAUUUUGCUUUCUGAGGCUCAGCAGCUGAGUAGCUGUGAUGCGGUGUGUAAAGCUAAAAGUACUGUUCUCCGUCAUUGCAAUGAACGAGGGGUGACUCAUUGCAGAGAACAGUUGCUGCCCAAGGCCUCUGUUACCCAGACAAGAGCCCCUGUCUUAUCAUGGGAAAUGUCAGAUUGUGACCAAGAUGAUGCCACAAAAGAUUCCGAGACGGUGCCUUUGCACCAGUCUCCAGUUCAUCUGUCACACUCUCCAGUCCAGGAUAGACGGUCUCUGGUGGCAGAGGCAAGUUCAGAAAUGUCCCCUCAGCAGAAGAAGUUAAAACACAGCCAGGAAGAGAGAGACAGGGCUCGUAGGGCUGUGUUGCAGAGGAGGAGAGAGCGGGAAGCCCAGAAGGAACAGCAGGAGCAGGAGCGAGAGCGGAAGAAGGCUCUUGCCAACAUGCUGAAGGCCCAACGACCAGAGGAGUGCCUGAAGCAUAUAACAGUGGUGCUGGAUCCAGUUCUCUUACAGGUGGAAGGAGGUGGACAAGUCCUCAGUGCUGUGCAGUCCAUGAACUGUGGCUGUGUGAUUGAGAGUCAGGCUGUUCCCUAUAGCAUCACAUGGAGGAGGAGGGCUAGGUCAUCUCAGGUCGAAGAAGGCAGCUGGAUAGAAGAACCCAAUAUCCUGGUUCUGCUUUGCCUGGAUGAUUUUUUAUCCAUGAUCUACAGCUACAGACAGGAAAUCCAGGGUGGCAAAGAAGGACCAAAAGAGACCUUACGGAGCUUUGUAGCUUGUGUCCUAGAGAGAGCUCCUGGCAAAACUCUAGCACUGGCUGUAGUUGAACUAGAAAAAUACUUCAGAUCUCACAAAGUUCAGUCCCGGAAGAAGGUGCGGCAGGCAGUGCUGAAUGGAAGCCAAGCAGAAGGACAAGGGAAACGAAAAAAACAGAAGGGAAAGGGGGACUCUCGCCCUGAGCUGUCGAGAGUGGAAGUGGAAGAAGCAUUGGUGGAUCUGCAGCUUCACACAGGAGUCCAGGUUAGAAUCCUUGAGAGUUGGAAGGAGUUUGGAGACUUUGCCGGUAUGUUCACCAAAGCUGUGGCUGAAGCACCAUUCAAGCAACAGCGAGAGAAGACAGGUUUCUCCUUCUACCUAGAGAGUGAGUGGUGUGGAGGUGUGAAGGUAGACCGCUCAGGGAAGGGACUUUUGCAAGUUUGGAAGAGGCAAAUCCAACAAUUCAACCGGGUCAGUCUGGAGAUGGCCAAUGCCAUUGUGGCUGCAUACCCUUCUCCUCUGCUUCUGAAUCAGGCCUACCGUAGAUGCCUAUCAGUGCGGGAGCAACAGAACAUGCUUGCUGACAUACCUGUGCGCCGUGGUGAUGGUGUAACUGCCACGUCACGGCGGGUUGGACCAGAACUCUCCAAACGGAUUCAUCUGCAGAUGACCUCUCUCAAUCCUGACCUCUCUCUGGAUGUCAUGGGCUAGGCCCAUGAGAACAUGGAUUUUACUGAUUAAAUAUUUAUUUCCCUUUUAGGAAGAAAAGUUAGCUAAUAAAUGGAAUUAUGGAUCUUAAAAA
Pelodiscus sinensis (Chinese soft-shelled turtle) is the source of this 2038-nucleotide messenger RNA. NCBI's taxonomy places the organism in Eukaryota, Metazoa, Chordata, Testudines, Trionychidae. The record is from RefSeq and is a predicted model, not a curated record.